Sclerotinia sclerotiorum 1980 UF-70 is the source of this 339-nucleotide messenger RNA. RefSeq lists its product with no specific name. The transcript has 3 exons. Bases 1 to 339 code for a protein of 112 amino acids. NCBI's taxonomy places the organism in Eukaryota, Fungi, Ascomycota, Leotiomycetes, Helotiales, Sclerotiniaceae. The record is from RefSeq and is a predicted model, not a curated record.
AUGCACUUUCCACUAUCCAAAAAAAUCACCGAAUCUUCACCAGCCAGCCCACAUGGUGCUUCCAUCACCUACUACUUGCCCAUCCUGCCUAGGAUCCUCUUCGAUUAUUCUGACCUAAGCCGUGAACCAUCAGCACACUGGAAGUGGAAAGCGUGCUCACAAAACUCCCACAAAACUCCCACUGCGUCACACCUCUGGAUUACUAUUAACUCCUCCGGUAGUCCUGUCCUUCGCCGGGCUCACGUUCCCAUACCCAAAUUUAGAGUCCCUCGAGAAAAGAUUGACAUUCUCACAGCGCAUAUUCGCAGCAUCGCCACCCCAACUCUUUCUUGGUCCUGA